ACAAUAAACUCGUUACGUUAGUGUCAGGUAACGUUGAAUUGAAAAUGCAGGGGAAAUGACUUGCUAACACUGCCGGUCGGGCUGGCUACAUUUUAGCUAGUUAGCUAACAUUAGCACGAGGGCAGUCCUCACUCCUGGCGUUGUCCUGGAAAUAUUUUGUCGUGUUUUUUUUGUUUUUCAGUGCUCUAUUUAUUAUUGCGAUGUGUGGGUUGAUAUGCUCAUAUUUUAAGUUCAAUAGGGUAGUGAGGGAACAAGUAAGCUAAUAUUAGCUGCUAGGUUAAAUAGCACCACAUAGCUAACGGUAGGUUGCUUCGCAAGAUCCAAGCUAUGACAUGUAGGAACUUAUUUAGCCGACUAUGUUAGCAUUCCUGGAAACAGUUUGGCUAACCUUAGGCCAUAACAUUGUUGCAUUUUCCGACUCGUAUACCUGACUGUGUGGUUAACAUUACAUCGUAGGACUAUGGCGCCCCGUUUACAGCUGGAGAAAGCGGCUUGGCGUUGGGUGGAAACGGUGAAACCAGAAGAAAUAAGACAGGAGCAUAUCGAGCUAGCAUAUCGCGUCAAUCUUCCGGCCUGCAAGAGAGGAACCUGCAGGAGGAACUGCAAAGGGAAUCCCAACUGUCUUGUGGGUAUUGGUGAACAGGCUUGGCUUGGGGAUAUUGAUGAAAAUGCUUUCCACAAUAUUGAUGACCCAAAUUCAGAGCGUCGCGACAAGAACACAUUUGUUGGCUUGACCAACCUGGGUGCAACAUGUUACGUCAACACAUUCCUGCAAGUGUGGUUCCACAACCUGGAGCUGCGUAGGAGCCUCUAUCAGUGCCACAAUUCCAGAGCAGAGGAACACAAUACUGAGUCUGAUUACAAGCCUCAGUCCAUCUGUGAGCACCUGCAGUAUCUGUUCACACUGAUGCAGAACAGCAACAGAAAAUACAUCGACCCCUCAGGGCUGGUCAAAGCACUGGACCUGGACACAGGACAGCAGCAGGAUGCCCAGGAGUUUUCAAAGCUCUUCUUGUCUCUAUUGGAGGACACGCUGUCCGAGCAGAAGAACCCCGACCUGCAGAAUGUCAUCCAGCGGCAGUUCUGUGGACAGUUCUCCUACGUUACAGUCUGUAACGAGUGUGGACGAUCAUCUGCACUGCCGUCCCGAUUCUACGAGCUAGAGCUGAACAUCCAGGGCAACAAGAACCUCACUGAGUGUGUCACAGAGUUCCUGAAGGAGGAGAAGUUGGAUGGGGAGAACCGCUACUUCUGUGAGAGCUGUCAGACUAAACAGAGCGCAACCCGCAGGAUCAGACUGCACAGCAUUCCUCCAACCCUCAACCUGCAGCUCAUGCGCUUUGUCUUCGAUAGGUCAGCCAUUGUAGUACAGGAUAAGAAGUACAUUCAAUUUUGAAUAUACAGUGGGUACGGAAAGUAUUCAG
Molecule: messenger RNA, 1424 nt
Organism: Anarrhichthys ocellatus (wolf-eel)
Lineage: Eukaryota; Metazoa; Chordata; Actinopteri; Perciformes; Anarhichadidae
Product: ubiquitin carboxyl-terminal hydrolase 48-like
Exons: 7
Coding region: 461-1396 (311 amino acids)
Biological process (GO): protein deubiquitination
Cellular component (GO): cytosol; nucleus
Molecular function (GO): cysteine-type deubiquitinase activity
Source: RefSeq, a predicted model, not a curated record